This is a messenger RNA of Acanthisitta chloris (rifleman), 271 nucleotides long. RefSeq names its product claw keratin-like. The annotation marks the transcript as partial. The record is from RefSeq and is a predicted model, not a curated record. Gene Ontology annotation, molecular function: structural constituent of cytoskeleton. The transcript has a single exon. Gene Ontology annotation, cellular component: intermediate filament. Lineage: Eukaryota; Metazoa; Chordata; Aves; Passeriformes; Acanthisittidae.
AUGGUGCACUCUCUGAGCCCAUGCACUGAUGGCAGUGCCUCCCCAUGUGGGGUGGCUGUGCCCCAGCCCAUUGCUGACAGCUGCAACGAGCCCUGUGUCCGGCAGUGUCCUGACUCCAAGGUGGUGAUCUACCCUCCGCCGGUGGUUGUGACCUUCCCUGGACCAAUCCUCAGCACCUUCCCGCAGCAAAGCGUCGUGGGAUCCGCAGGAGUCCCUGAAGUUGGGACUGGUUUCAGUGCUGCCCGUACUCCUGGGGGUUCCCACGUUUAUG